AUCAGAACCUCGGCUGAUGGAAGGCUGCGUGUUUGAGCCUAUGCAGGCAGCAGCUCUGUGAACAACCUUGUCAGCUCCUCUGCUGAUGUCAACCGGGACACCUUUCGCUUUUGCCUCUCCUCCCGGACACCUGCGAACAUGGUCUGCGUGACUCCUCGCUGCAGGGGAUUCCUGAUCCCGAACACAGCUCUGGAUCUGAACGCGGAUUUGUUCCGGUUUUCCUUUGAUUUCUGACAUGAAUCCUUCAGAGCGACGGCUUUAUGGACUUAGCUAAUGAUGUCUAUGGGUUUUGUGCCUGACACACUGAAUGGCUCCGAUCCCUCCAAAUCGGCCUUUCUAGAAUUUGGCCACGGAUAUCCGGCCCACCAGCAGCACUCCCCGGGACUCUCACACAUUUACCCCGUGCAUGGCUUGCACGCAGCCGGGCAUUCCCAGCACGAAAGUGCCUUUCCUGGCAACUCGUCCUACGGCUCCUCGUUGGGAUACGCCUACCCAGGCGCUGUGAACGCUCACCCCCAGUCCGCUUAUAUGUCCUACCACCAGCACAGCAGCCACAGCAGCAGCUUGUCCCACAGCAGAUUAGAGCGGACAGAUCGUGACAAGUCCACGGUGACUGAGAGUCGGGACAUUCGGAUAGUGAAUGGCAAAGGGAAAAAGAUCCGGAAGCCUCGGACCAUCUACUCCAGUCUGCAGCUGCAGGCUCUGCACCAGCGCUUCCAGCAGACCCAGUAUCUGGCAUUACCGGAGCGCGCAGACCUGGCGGCCAAGCUGGGGCUCACGCAGACUCAGGUGAAGAUCUGGUUCCAGAACAAGCGCUCCAAGUACAAGAAGAUCAUGAAGCACGGCAGCGUCUCAUCUGAGGGAGACCACCUCCACAGCACCAGCUCCGUGUCCCCCUGCUCCCCAGCUUUGCCCCAGCUCUGGGAGGUCUCCAAAGGCGCCCCGAUGCAUCCGAACAGUUACAUGAACUCUAUCGGUCACUGGUAUCCGAACCACCACCACCCUCACCAGCAGGACGCCGUGCUGAGGCCUCAGCUGAUGUGAGUGGAAUGCUUUCUCCAACUUUUCAGGACUCCCACAAAUGCCUCCUCUUCCUCCCUUCUCCUCCUAACACGGAGCUGAACUCCUUUAGAGUGUUUCAAAGACUUAUGUCCUGUUUUUUCUGUAUUUUGCGUUUGGAAUUGAGUUUUUACAGCGACGUUCAACCAAAUGGAUUUUUAAGGCUUUGUCUCUGCAGCUCACGGCCGCUGGAAUGUGGAUUUGUGUUUGCAGCUUUCAAAGGAGAAUCUGUAUAAAGAGGCUUUUUUGGAAAUCUA
Nothobranchius furzeri (turquoise killifish) is the source of this 1316-nucleotide messenger RNA. It is a transcript of the gene dlx4b, whose product is annotated as distal-less homeobox 4b. NCBI's taxonomy places the organism in Eukaryota, Metazoa, Chordata, Actinopteri, Cyprinodontiformes, Nothobranchiidae. Gene Ontology annotation, biological process: negative regulation of transcription by RNA polymerase II; embryo development; cell differentiation. The record is from RefSeq and is a predicted model, not a curated record. Gene Ontology annotation, molecular function: RNA polymerase II cis-regulatory region sequence-specific DNA binding; DNA-binding transcription factor activity, RNA polymerase II-specific.